Molecule: messenger RNA, 2790 nt
Organism: Seminavis robusta
Lineage: Eukaryota; Bacillariophyta; Bacillariophyceae; Naviculales; Naviculaceae
Source: the annotation of a GenBank genome assembly
GCAAGCGUUUGUGUGGUUCGGGACGAUGUUGUGAGCUCCAAUUCUGAUCUGUGCGAAACCUGUGGAGGGCAUGGGACCGGCAAACGGCUCUGGCCGGUUGUGGGAAUGGCGUGUACCAGUGAACGCGUUCACUUUGUGGCCACAUGAGGCCCUCGAGCACGCCAUUGGAGUCAGUCAAACUGACGUCAAUCAAUCUUGUAAACGGAUAACCAAUGGUUGGUUGAACAAAUCCGAUCCCGGCUAUCAAGCAGCGCUCACCGCCACGAGCCGCCACGAGCUUUUCUUCUUUGGCGGCUGAACGCCACGAGCACAGAAAAUCGGGCCUUCAGCAAUGCGUGAGUCAUCAAGUCAAUCGGUGUGAAGAAAUUUGCUGAUAUCAUGCAGGCCAAGUCCAGUAGCCAGUUUGAUUGAUUGAUCACAAUGAUUAGUAUUUAUUAUUUGCUACUGCGCCGAGGGCUUGCUUUUACUUCACUCAGAAUGACAGGGGGCCAGUACCGCGGCUCGCACGCAGAACAAUAAUGCUCACCUGGCUGGUGGCUAGUAGAACCAUGGCAGGGUCUACCGGACUAUCUAGCUACCUUACCGGAAGCGGAUACCGGUACGGCUGUACGUAUGCACAGGAAAGGGUUGAUUAGCUAUUGCUUCUACCAGGUACUAGCUAGUUACCGGUAGAUUCAAAGUGUGAUCUUGCUGAUAGACAUAGCUGUACACAGUACGUAUCCGUACCGGUACUGUACGUCAGUCGCCGGAGAGAUGGAGUUUCGUCUUGGGGAGGUGAGACCGAGAGAGAAUCGAAACUACUGCUUUACCCGCUCUAAUGGCUUAAACGGAGUCAAGGUUUCAAGUCCCGCACGUUUUUGUUCGAGCCGUUCCACUUUUUGCAUCAAAACCAAAAUUUUUCCGUCUCGAAGCCUCUAACAAUCAUUGCAUUCGAGCCCUUAUCAAUAGGAAUAGAAUAGAAUUGAAAACACUGCAGUUGUAUCCAUCAUUGAUAGAUCAUGUCUUCCUACCAUGAAUCCAAAGCCUACAAGAGUGAGGCAAUUGAAGUCCUCAAGCACUUGUUUCCUUUGAUUUCUGUCGCAGCGAUUGGAGCGGUUUUUCUACAGAAUGAACAUGAGUUUGAACCAGCGUAUACUGCACUUCGUGGAGUUCAAGACAUUAUCCUCAAUGAUAGAAAAGCCAGUCGAAGAGAUGGCCGGCAUCAAAGUAUCGUUAACCAGUUGUCCUUCUUACGUGGUGUCCACCGGAUCGAGCUGAAAGGAAAACGCAUCAGUGCGUGCGGGCACCCUUAUCCGUCCAGUGAAAAGUUGCUGACUGAACUACGCCGGAACAGUAUUGAGGGGUUCCAGACGACGAAAAUAGAAACGGUUGCAGUAGGACCUGUGGCAACGAAACACCCUCCCACUGUCUCCGCAAGCCACAAAACAGCUGCCUCAUUCGCCAAGAAGGAGUCGGACAGAAACGAUGACACUCUUCAGCCCAAACAAGACGGCACCGUCAACACCGCCUCAAGCGAGCAACAAUGGCAGAAUCUAGAUGCCGAUGAUUGGACUUGUCAGUGCUGCUUCUGUGAUUACUCUUUUGAUGAGAUGGUAGCUUGCUCGGAAGCGACACACUUUUUCUGCAAGCAAUGCGUCAGUGGCUAUGCCAAGGAAGAAUUGUAUGGCAACGAUCGAAGUGGAUUGACAUGCAUGUCAUCCGACGGGUGCCAGGGAACGUACCAAGCCGAAAUGCUCGAAAAGGCACUGUCGCCCAAAACAAUGAAGAACAUGGCGGAGCAUUCGUAUCGCACAGAAGUUGGCAAGUCCGAGAUGGAAGAUGACAUUUGGACGUGUCAAAAGUGUGGAUGUUUGGCGGUUCUAGAUGUUGACGCGAAAAAGGCGUCUUACGUGCAGUGCCCGGGCCCGGGUUGCUAUCACAAGAGCUGUCCUCUAUGCAAAGAAGACCCCCACGAUGGCAAAACCUGCCAGGAGUUCAAGGCAGAAAACGAGCGUUCCAACGCCCAUGCCCGCAUUGCGGACGCCAUGUCGGCGGCCGUGAUGCGCUCUUGUCCCAACUGUGGAACAAACAUUAUUAAAAGCGCAGGCUGUAACAAAAUGAAAUGCAGCUGUGGAACGAAGUUUUGCUAUGUGUGUCGACAGGUUAUUGUUGAUUACAGUCAUUUUUGCCUGACGCCGCUAUGCAAUCACACUUCGUGUGGCAAAUGUGUCCUCUUCACGGACUCGGUUGCGGACGAUCGUCGGGCUCGACGUGAUGCUGGCAGAAAGGAGCAAGAGGCUCUUGGUGCUGCUGCCGCUGAUCUCUCGCUACUGUCCCCAGAAAAGAAACCAGCUGCCACUACUGGCAAGGGGACUGCUGGUCGUUUCGGGCCGCCCCUUCAGCCCCAAAACAAUGCCGCUCCGAAUUAUGAAGCGUAUCUCGCCCAAUUUCGUGCACGACAAGCCGAAGCACGGGUGCAAGCCGAAGCACGGCGUCGUAUCGCAAUUGCCCGGGCCGAGAUCGAGAACCAGCGUCGUCGCGCAAUGGAUGCCCGGGCCGAGGCUGAGAAUCAGCGUCGUGCCCAUGCCGGCCUCUGGGGAGGUGGUAACAACAGUCCGUUCUAUGGCCUGUUCGGACGAAACAACGGCUUCUUCCCAAACUGAAAGUGGAUUGAUGCAAGCCCCUCGCCGCGGUCAAAAGUCUAAACAUCAGCUUUCUUGGGACCUUUGGAAGGAGGAGGCCAAUCCAUGAAACAUGAACCCUCGUGUAUCCCAUAGUCUAAAACAAAUCGAAACUGACAUUUUUCCAUUG